Mycena citricolor is the source of this 494-nucleotide messenger RNA. Lineage: Eukaryota; Fungi; Basidiomycota; Agaricomycetes; Agaricales; Mycenaceae. The record is from the annotation of a GenBank genome assembly.
GUCUCUUUGCUUCGCGCUGUACGUUACCGGCACUGUGAUAGAGUACUCUUCUCCACUCUCUCGCUGCACAAAUCCCCUGGCCGACUGCGACGCGUUCAUAAUCCCACUCAUGCUUGCUACCGCUCUCUUGCUGGUUUCUACGGUUGCAAUACUGCAUGCGGCGUUCUCUACCUAUGAGCAUCUAUCCCAUUUGAAAGCCAUCGGACGACCGGAAGGCUCGCUACCCUUCGACAUUGUGCUGGAAGCAUUCUUCGCGUUGAUACUGGGCACGGUGGGGGCCUCAUUGAACGCUCCGAAGCUCAAAGAGAUUACAUGGGCAGCAGAGAUGAGGAAUCGGUUCGACGAUCGACGAGAUGUCUUCCAGACUGAGCUUCGCAUCCUACGUCCACCGCGGGAACACGUUAUUUUCUGGUCGUACAUCGCACAAGUAGUCAGGUUGUCAGAAAUUAUCUUCGACUGGUAGCAGGCUCCCAAAGUAAAGUCAUGGUGACGGA